Messenger RNA from Klebsormidium nitens, 1115 nucleotides. The record is from the annotation of a GenBank genome assembly. NCBI's taxonomy places the organism in Eukaryota, Viridiplantae, Streptophyta, Klebsormidiophyceae, Klebsormidiales, Klebsormidiaceae.
GCAAGCUGCAAGGCUGCAAGCAUGCAAAACUGUGAAAAUGCAAACCCGCUGGCUACCAGGGGAGCACUACAAAUACGCUGCAUUGCAGCUUCCAUUUUCAAUCCAAGCAAUUCAGCAACCAGCGCUUUCAACAGCUCUCACGCGCACAAACGCUUCCAGCUUCCAUCAACAGUUCUGUCAUCAGUAAGCUUCCCUUCCUGUCUCUCAGCACCAUGGCUCUCACUCCGUGGCUCGUUUCCCGCGACCCCUUCUUCACUGACCCCUUCAGCAUCCUGGACAACUUCAGCACCAACUUUGACUCGUCGCUUACGCCGCAACAGGGCAGGGGCAGCGAGGGCGCUAGGCGCGUUACAGCAUUCGCAAGGGCGCCGGUGGAUGUGAGAGAGAAGGAGGACCAGUACAUCUUUGAGGCGGACUUGCCAGGGUUGACCAAGGACGAGGUCAAGGUGCAGUUGGAGGAGGACGGCAAGGUCUUGGCCAUCUCAGGAGAGCGGAAGCACAACUUUGAGGAGAAGAAGGAGGGCCAGAACUAUCACAGGAUUGAGAGGUCGUACGGCAAGUUUGAGCGCCGCUUCCGUCUGCCCGACAACGCCAAUCCGAGCGACAUCAAGGCCGCAGCCAAGGACGGUGUUCUCACGAUCGCCAUCGCCAAGCAGAAGCCCAAGGAGAACAAGACCGUGGACGUGCAGAUUCACUAGAUAGUCACUGCUCUGAGAGUCUACAGCAUGAUAAGAUAAUAGGGAUCAUAUAAGAGACUCUUGAUGAUUGCAGUGGUUGUCUCGCAGAGUCCAACGAACUAACCAGUCACGAGAUGCGGGAACAGGAAGUUUUGCACCUAUUUGCGGCAUAUCCAUAGCAAUGAUGAGUAUAUAGACAAAGAUUGUUUGUUGCAUAAGCAGCAUGAGACACUGAGCAGAUAGCAUAACAGAUUGCCAGAGUAACCUGAGAGUGACCUAAAUGAACCGUUGAACAUAACCUAUCAUUUAAUCAACUGUCAAAAUUGUUUGUUAAGGUCUGACCGUUCCAGACUACCAAAGGGCCAUCUUUUUGUCACAAGUUUGUGAAAAUCAAAUUUUCUCAUACUGUGUCAAGAAUUGCCUUUCUCCGAUGCCAAC